ACUCAGCCUGAGUGCGCUCUCACUGCUGCUGCUCUCCAUCCAUCCCUCUUAUCUUUUAUUCUCUUUCUCUGUCCACCAAUCCCAUCAUCUGUGUUCUACCUCCUCUUGUUUUUCACCGUUUUCUCUCUUCAUCUCUUCCUGAGGUUCUUUUGUUUUUUCCUCUCUCCUCUUUCUCGGACCACCACUUUUCUUCUCGCCGGCCGUAGUCCUGAGCCCGAGCGUGCGGCACCUGUGCAGACUGGAGUUUGUUGGGCUGAGGCAGAAGGUUUUUCUUUUUUUUUUCUUCUUCUCUUUUUUUUUAAAUUUUAAGUGUGCAGGUUGAACACAGGAGGGAGGGGAAGCAGCACCCGGGACCACCUGACCAAUAUUUAUUGAGAAUAUGAGGAGAUUUAGGAACUGAUCUCCUGCUUCAGCUUUUUCCCAGCUGUUUAUCUGUUGUUGUUUUUGAAUUUUUUUAAAAUUGCAACAUCUGGAAUGCUUAACAAGGACUGAUGGAUGUUUCCGAACUGUGUAUCCCUGACCCUCUCUGCUACCACAACCAGUUACUAACCAGAAUGCCCUCCGAGGAUCGGCACCUAUCCUCAAGCUGUGGUUCUUAUGUCAAAACUGAGCCUUCCAGUCCUUCCUCCUCGCUCAUAGACACUGGCAGUCACCACAGUCCCAGCGGCAACUCUGACGCCAGCGGCGGCUACGUUAACGUUGGCAGCGGACGGUCGCACACCCUGGACUCCCCCCCAAUGUUCAACCCAGGCAUGCUGGGAGGCGGCAGCGCCUGCUUACGCCGCUACGAGGAGUGCUCCGGUGGCAUGGCCGAUGACUCGCCAAUCAAGUGCGAGUACAUGCUCAAUGGAAUUCCCAAGAGGCUGUGCCUGGUGUGUGGCGACACUGCCUCGGGGUACCACUACGGAGUGGCCUCCUGUGAGGCCUGCAAAGCCUUUUUCAAAAGAACAAUACAAGGGAAUAUCGAGUACAGCUGUCCGGCUACCAAUGAAUGUGAGAUCACCAAAAGGAGACGAAAGUCUUGCCAGGCCUGCCGCUUUAUGAAAUGUCUUAAGGUUGGCAUGCUAAAAGAGGGUGUGCGUCUGGAUCGAGUGAGAGGGGGGCGUCAGAAGUACAAGCGGCGGUUGGAUGCCGAAAACGGCGCCUACCUCGGCCUCACCCUCCCCCCUCCAGCCAAAAAACCACUGACAAAGAUCGUCUCUCAUCUGCUGGUGGUGGAGCCAGAGAAGAUCUAUGCCAUGCCUGACCCCACCAUGCCGGACGGAGACAUCAAGGCUCUGACAACGCUUUGUGACUUGGCUGACCGCGAGCUGGUGGUCAUCAUUGGCUGGGCCAAACAUAUCCCAGGCUUUUCCACACUCUCGCUGGCAGACCAGAUGAGUCUAUUGCAGAGUGCCUGGAUGGAGAUCCUGGUGCUGAGCAUUGUGUUUCGCUCACUGCCCUGCGAGGAUGAGAUAAUGUAUGCGGAGGACUACGUGGUAGAUGAGGAGCAGGCGAGGAUCUCAGGCCUGCUGGACCUUCAUGUUGCUAUCUUGCCAUUGGUCCGACGCUACAAGAAGCUGCGCAUGGAGAAGGAGGAGUUUGUUACGCUCAAAGCCAUUGCACUCUCUAACUCAGACUCCAUGCACAUAGAGAAUAUCGAGGCUGUCCAAAGGCUCCAGGAUUCUCUACAUGAGGCCCUGCAGGAUUUUGAGGGUUCCCAGCACCCAGAGGACCCCCGGCGGGCAGGCAAGCUGCUCAUGACCCUGCCUCUGCUCCGUCAGACUGCCACCAAGGCCGUUCAGCACUUCUACAGCAUCAAAAUGCAGGGCAAAGUCCCCAUGCACAAACUAUUCCUCGAGAUGCUGGAAGCCAAGGCUUGACACCCGGGCCGGGUGUUUGACGUGCAGCUGCAUCACCCAAUCCGAGGCGAGGGACAGCCCAUUAAAAAAUAAAUCAAUAAAUAAAGGUGGUGCCAACUGACAAUGGAAGGAUGAAGCUUGGAGUCAUUUUAACACUUUUAAACAAAACUAAACUUAAAGGUAAAAGGGACUUGAAAUAGUUUUAAAAGGUGGGCAAUUAUCAGUCUGAUUGACAGGGGAUCACGAUUAUGUAUAUAAAGAUGUUGUGUACAGAAAUCAGGCAGCCGAGGUCUUGUUAUAACCAGAGACCCGUUGCUGUAUAUCACCUAAAGGUUCUGUGAAUUUGUUUCUUAUCUUAUUUUCAUCUCAAAAUGGAAAUGUGAUAAUAUAAAUGUCCUCAAGAACUGUACAGCCACGUAGCCACGUUACAUGUUUUUAUUUCCUUCUCUCACGUUUUCUCAUCGCAAGCUGUUAAAGCAAUAGUCUCUAACUGGUCUACAUAUAAUAUGUGUACUGUAUAUUGUGUGAAAUUGCACUGGACGUGGGGUUGGGGGAGGGAGAACUGUUAGACAUAUUCUUGUAUUGACCAUCGAAGACAGUGGUACUCGUCACAGUAAGAUUCUCCAUUUCUUCAUUAUAUAUUUACCUCGUAGAAGCUUCAUCAGCUCAGUGGUUCGGUCAACUUGGUGCUUGCAGAAGGACGGUGGUUGGCUGGUGAUCAGAGUUCACUGAGAGUUUGCACUGAGCAGCUAUGAAUAAUGUGGCAAUAAUGAGUAUUGUAUCAGCUCACUCUGUCUGUCCUUUUUGCUUUUAGAGGCUAAACUUCUCCCUCGCUUCUCUUUGUCCUCAUGCACAUCUAUUGGCAACUAAACGUACUGUGAAACCUGCACGUGAUAACGAUAAGCUAUAUUUAAGAAUGAAGUUAAACAAAUGAAUGCAAUGUAAUACGCCCUUUAAUGCAAACUGACACCCCUAAUAUGAAGACCUCAGCAACUAUACAAUAUCAUUCAGUUUGUUUCGAAAGCUUUUUGUUGACGAUGGUGCGCUAGAUUGUGAUAUUUUGUACAGGCUUUGCCUUCUCUUGUGCAACUCUGCCCAUCUUUGUUUUAGUUUGUUCUCAACACAACAAGUGUCACUAUAUUGAUAGCCCAUAGUUGAAUACGUCUGUAAAGUAUGAACA
Messenger RNA from Pelmatolapia mariae (spotted tilapia), 3021 nucleotides. RefSeq names its product estrogen-related receptor gamma b (gene esrrgb). NCBI's taxonomy places the organism in Eukaryota, Metazoa, Chordata, Actinopteri, Cichliformes, Cichlidae. Gene Ontology annotation, cellular component: nucleus; chromatin. The record is from RefSeq and is a predicted model, not a curated record. Gene Ontology annotation, molecular function: estrogen response element binding; steroid binding; nuclear steroid receptor activity. The transcript is spliced from 7 exons. Gene Ontology annotation, biological process: nuclear receptor-mediated steroid hormone signaling pathway; regulation of transcription by RNA polymerase II. Bases 492 to 1862 code for a protein of 456 amino acids.